Molecule: messenger RNA, 3348 nt
Organism: Salmo salar (Atlantic salmon)
Lineage: Eukaryota; Metazoa; Chordata; Actinopteri; Salmoniformes; Salmonidae
Product: ATP-dependent 6-phosphofructokinase, platelet type
Biological process (GO): canonical glycolysis; fructose 1,6-bisphosphate metabolic process; fructose 6-phosphate metabolic process
Cellular component (GO): cytoplasm; 6-phosphofructokinase complex; membrane
Molecular function (GO): fructose-6-phosphate binding; identical protein binding; 6-phosphofructokinase activity
Source: RefSeq, a predicted model, not a curated record
CUGUCAAUGAAUUAAUUACAGGAGGAAAGCUCCCUCAUAGGCUUACUGCUGCCAUCGGGAACAGUGGGGAGAUGAGCGUGUCGAGAGCAGGAAAAGAGGGCGUAACCACUGCAUCACUUAUUUUAUUUCAAAACAAAAUAGUACUACCGGUGUUCAGAUAUUAUAUUUGUGAAGGAUAGAAGAGGAGCCAUGGCGAAGCAGCAGGACACAAAGAAAUUAUUUGAGAAUCUCUCUGGCGCCGGGAAAUCCAUCGGCGUUCUGACAAGCGGAGGAGAUGCUCAAGGUAUGAAUGCUGCUGUCCGGGCUGUGGUCCGCAUGGGUAUUUAUGUGGGAGCUAAAGUUUACUUCAUCCAUGAGGGUUACCAGGGUAUGGUAGACGGUGGAGAUAACAUAGAAGAGGCAUCAUGGGAAAGUGUCUCCAGCAUGUUACAAGUGGGUGGCACAGUCAUUGGCAGUGCCCGCUGCAAGGAGUUCCGCAGCCACGAGGGGCGUCUAAAGGCUGCCCACCAACUGAUUCUGCGUGGCAUCACCAACCUGUGUGUGAUCGGAGGGGACGGUAGCCUCACGGGGGCCAACCUCUUCAGAGAGGAGUGGAGCGGACUACUGGAAGAACUUGUCCGACAGGGUCUGAUUGAUGAGGAGGCUGCCCAGAACAACUCAGAGUUGCACAUCGUGGGAAUGGUGGGCUCCAUCGACAACGACUUCUGUGGCACUGACAUGACCAUCGGGACAGACUCUGCCCUGCACAGAAUCAUAGAGGUGGUAGACGCCAUCAUGACUACUGCACAGAGCCACCAGAGGACGUUUGUGCUCGAGGUCAUGGGAAGGCAUUGUGGGUACCUGGCUCUAGUCAGUGCUCUGGCCUGUGGGGCCGACUGGGUCCUGAUCCCUGAGAUGCCCCCUGAGGAUGGUUGGGAGGAACAUAUGUGUCAGAAACUAUCUGAGAACCGUGCAGAUAAGAAACGGCUCAAUAUCAUUAUUGUAGCUGAGGGGGCGAUAGAUUGCCACAACAAGCCUAUCACUACAAACCAUAUUAAGGAACUGGUUGUUAGCUGUCUGGGGUUUGACACCCGAGUCACCAUCCUGGGUCACGUUCAGAGAGGAGGAACCCCCUCUGCCUUCGACAGGAUCCUAGCCAGUCGUAUGGGAGUGGAGGCGGUCCUGGCCCUGCUGGAGGCGUCAGACAGUACCCCGGCCUGUGUGGUGUCUCUGUGUGGGAACCAGGCUGUCCGUCUGCCCCUCAUGGAGUGUGUUCAGAUGACACAAGAUGUCCAGAAAUCCAUGGACGAGAAGAAUUUUGAGGAAGCCGUGAGACUGCGUGGGAGGAGUUUCGAAAACAACCUGAACACCUACAAACUCCUCUCUUACCACAAAGCAGACUCUGAACUCCCAAAUAGCUCCUUCAACGUGGCUGUGCUGAACGUGGGCGCCCCUGCGGCGGGCAUGAACGCAGCUGUCCGCUCGGCCGUCAGGGUGGGCAUCAAAGAGGGGCACAAGAUGUUUGCCGUUAAUGACGGCUUCGAGGGAUUCUACAAGGGACAGAUAAAGGAGAUUAAAUGGGGAGAUGUAGCAGGUUGGACCGGCCAAGGGGGGUCCAUACUGGGAACAAAGAGAACCCUUCCAGCGAAGCAUCUUGAUAAGAUUGCUGAACAAAUCAGGAUACAUAACAUCAAUGCUUUGCUUGUUAUCGGUGGAUUUGAGGCGUUUGAGUGUCUGCUGCAGCUCUAUGAGGCCCGGACCAGCCAUGAGGACUUUUGCAUCCCGAUGUGUGUGCUGCCUGCCACCAUUAGUAACAAUGUGCCCGGUACUGAUCUGAGUAUCGGGGCAGACACUUCCCUCAAUGCCAUUGUGGAGACAUGUGACCGCAUCAAGCAGUCUGCCAGUGGGACCAAGCGGCGUGUGUUCAUCAUUGAGACCAUGGGAGGGUACUGUGGGUACCUGGCCAGUGUCGGAGGGCUGGCUGCGGGGGCUGACACUGUCUACAUCUAUGAGGAACCCUUCAACAUCAGAGACCUCCAGUCCAACGUCGAGCACUUGACAGAGAAGAUGAAGACGGGGAUCCAGAGAGGCUUGGUGCUGAGGAAUGAGAACUCCAACGAGAACUUCACCACAGAUUUCAUCUACCAGCUUUACUCUGAGGAGGGGAAAGGAGUGUUUGACUGCAGGAAGAACGUGCUUGGACAUAUGCAGCAGGGAGGUGCUCCUUCUCCAUUUGACAGGAACUUUGGAACGAAGAUUGCAGCAAAAGCAAUUCAGUGGAUUUCAAGAAAGCUAAAGGAGUCCUAUAAAGACGGGAAAGUGUUCGCUAACACAGAGGACACGGCCUGUUUGCUGGGGAUGCGUCGCAGAACCAUGGCCUUCCAACCAGUGGUGCAGCUGAAAGAUGAGACAGACUUUGCCCACAGGAUCCCUAAGGAACAGUGGUGGUUGAAGCUUCACCCCCUGAUGAAGAUCCUGGCUAAGUACAAGACCAGCUACGAUGUGUCUGACUCUGGCCAGCUGGAGCCAGUGACCCGGGUCAGGCCCAAGAAGGCAGACUGAACUGACCAGCAGUCUGACCAGCAGAUAGCUAGUCUAGACUAGAGGGUUGGGCUGCUUUGAGCUGAUCUAUUCAGUGUAACUUAGCCUUUAUCAUGGUAACUCUUACCAGCACUUUUCAGUCCAUCCCAUUCUCAUGUCUCCUCAGAAACUCCACCCUUCAUAUGCACUUGCACACUUUCUCUUAUGGGUUUUACAAUGGUGAAAACUGCUUCCAGCCAACACUUAUGCUUUUAAAUUCAUGACUGGGAGUGUGCAAGUGCACACUUCUGGAAAAAGGUGGAGAAUCAGGAUGUAGCUUGUCAACUCCCAUAGGUUAUUCUUCCCUCUCUAUUUUCUUCUAAAGGGAGAGCUGACUGUGUCUCCCAUCACCUACUGUAGGUCUAUUCCACUGUGUGUUGUUACUCUAUACUUGCACUUUGUAUCAAACCUGGGCUGUGUGGCACUUAAAGGGAUAGUUCACCCAAAUAAAAAAAAGAACAGAGGUUUUUUUACUCUGUAAGCAGUUUGUGGCACUUAAGAGUAGGGUCUGUAUUCAAUCCGUGUUGCAGAAAUUCAGCGUUACAGCGUGAUUGAAGUGCAAUGUUCCCGCGUUAGCUGCACAUGUCGGCUCAGUAGGAAAUUACCUUUACAUCGCUUCAGCGAUACAGAUUGAAUAGAGCCCUGGGUCAUGUUUGUUCUGCUGCUGUAUUAUGUUGCUUUGUUGAGGAUGAUGCAUUUGUGAAAGCCAUUAUUAUGCAAUAUAUAUAGUUCUAAUAUGUUGACUCACUGUGUGUUUUCUCCAAUAAAAGAAUACUUGUGAAACCUGAA